Messenger RNA from Pectinophora gossypiella (pink bollworm), 1059 nucleotides. Its product is annotated as proline-rich protein HaeIII subfamily 1-like. The record is from RefSeq and is a predicted model, not a curated record. The coding region runs from base 57 to 701 and encodes 214 amino acids. The transcript has 3 exons. Lineage: Eukaryota; Metazoa; Arthropoda; Insecta; Lepidoptera; Gelechiidae.
UCCUUGCGCAAAGGCUCUGUUAUAAAGUAUGAAAAGCGACCGCGCCACGUUUUUGUAUGAAAACUACAAACAUGGGCGGCAGGAGUGCGUGUUUUUACAUAUUAGUGCUUGUGCAUUUGCAACUGAUUGCUGCUAAGCCAUUUCUCUUCGGGACGUUAUUCUGCGAUGCGUUCUGCGAGGACGACGAUGACUAUGACGCUUCCGUCUCGACCACGACUAGCAUGGAAGAUAUGAUUAUGGACUUCUUCGAUCCGUGCAGCGGCUGCCCCACUAGAAGACCGCCGACUCGACCACCGCCGUUUGGAUUUCUGCCUCCAAAUGGGAAUUACACAGUAACCAACAGGAAUGGGAACUGGUUCGUGAACGGGGUGCCGUGGACUGGCCCUUGGAACGGUCCUUGGAAUGGUCCCCCUAACGGACCUUGGAACGGCCCUCCGAAUGGUCCCCCUAACGGACCUUGGAACGGGCCCUGGAAUGGACCUUGGAACGGACCUUGGAAUGGGCCAUGGGGCCCAGGUGGGCCAAUGGGUCCCGGUGGACCAACGGGUCCUGGGGGGUCCUCAGCUCCACCAAUGGCCUCAACUGCUGCCCCCGCGUCAUCUGCCGCUCCUGCUAGUUCCAGCGCUGCACCAGCAGGCGCCACUACGGCUGCACCCGGCGCUACUACCACCGCAGCUGCCGCCACCACUGCCAGCGGAUAGAACAACCUGGAACUUUCUAGAACAAUCUAGAGCGAUCCAGAUUGAACGGUAGCCUAGAGUAUUUUAACCAUAUUGCUAGUAUAUUUACUUGUAUACUUUUAGAUUAUUUUUAAAGAAUAUAACGUAAUGUAGGUAAUCUUUGUUUUGUUUUCAUCUUGGAUAUUAAUGUAUUGAUUCGUUGUUAAAAGGUUUAUAAUCAUGAAUCAACUAGUCAGUAGAGAGUACCUAUCAAUGUAUCCUCUUUAGAUUCCAUUUAUCAAGACCAUACUUUUACAAACACAGUACAAUAAUGUCUAGUUUAAGCUUGUUAAUGUUAAUAUAUUAGAAGAAUGAUGAAUUAAAACGUUUGGAUUGCAAA